Molecule: messenger RNA, 2197 nt
Organism: Mercurialis annua (annual mercury)
Lineage: Eukaryota; Viridiplantae; Streptophyta; Magnoliopsida; Malpighiales; Euphorbiaceae
Product: meiosis-specific protein ASY1
Exons: 21
Coding region: 108-1907 (599 amino acids)
Source: RefSeq, a predicted model, not a curated record
AUUCCCUCCUUACUGGCGCCAGUAACCAAAUUUUUUAUUCAGAUUCAAAUUUUCAAAAGCCAAACACUCCCACCUCUCUCUAAGCUUUCUCUGAAAUCUCCAUAACAAUGGUUGUACAGCAGAAGGUUAAAGAAACUGAGAUCACCGAGCAGGAUUCUCUUCUUCUGACAAGGAACUUGCUCCGUAUUGCGAUUUUCAACAUUAGUUACAUCAGAGGCCUGUUUCCAGAGAAGUAUUUCAAUGAUAAAUCUGUUCCUGCUUUAGAGAUGAAGAUUAAGAAGUUGAUGCCGCUGGAUCCAGAGUCUCGUAGGCUGAUUGAUUGGAUGGAAAAAGGUGUGUAUGAUGCAUUGCAGAAGAAGUACUUGAAGACUCUUUUAUUCUGCGUGUGCGAGUCCAUAGAAGGCUCGAUGAUUGAGGAAUAUUCAUUUUCCUUCAGUUAUUCUAGUACUGAUAGUCAAGAAGUUUCAAUGAAUAUCAACCGUAGUGGAAACAAGAAAAACGGAGGAACUUUCAAGUAUAACUCCACAACAGAAAUUACCCCCAAUCAAAUGAGGAGUUCUGCUUGUAAAAUGAUCCGUACACUGGUUCAGUUGAUGAGAACUCUGGAUAAGAUGCCUGAAGAGCGUACUAUACUGAUGAAACUCCUCUACUAUGACGAUGUGACUCCAGUAGAUUAUGAGCCUCCAUUCUUCCGGGUGUGCACUGAAGAAGAAGCACAUAACCCCUGGACUAAAAGCCCCCUUAAGAUGGAGGUUGGAAAUGUCAACAGCAAGCAUUUUGUACUUGCUCUCAAGGUGAAGAGUGUGCUUGAUCCUUGUGAGGAUGAAAAUGAUGAUAUGGAAGAAGAUGAAGUAAGCUUAGGAGCUGAGACUGAACAAAAAUCAGACUCUUCUGAUUCUGAUAGUGAGGCUAAUCAAUCUCAAGAAAAUGAAUUCAUAGUCGCACCAGUGGACAAGGAAUGUCCAGAGGAAGACACUGGCAUGGUUGACCAAGAUGACACUCAAGAUCCAGAAGAGGAUGAACAGCAAAUGGUUAGGGUGAAGGAUUGGAUUGCUGGUCACCACCUUAACACUAUAAGUUUUAAUGAUAUCCUCUCCAAUUUCCCAGAUAUUUCAGUGGUCCUGACUGAAGAAAUUAUCGACAAGCUUGUAAAGGAAGGUGUUUUGUCAAAAACUGGAACAGAUAGAUACACCAAGAACAAUCAAAAGAAAUCCGACUUUGAGUUCUCUCUGGUGAAAGAGGAAAUGGAUGGCCAAGCAAUCCCAAAUGGCAACAAAGAUGAUCGCAUGUACAUAAAGGCACUGUACCAUGCUCUUCCAUUGAAGUUUGUGACCGCUACAAAGCUUCAGAGCAAGUUAGAUGGAGAGGCAAAUCAGACAACAGUGCGCAAAUUAGUUGACAGAAUGACUCGAGAUGGUUACCUUGAAGCUAAAGGAAACCGUAGGCUUGGAAAGCGUGUAAUCCAUUCAGCUCAAACCGAGAAAAAGUUUAUGGAAGUAAAGAAAAUCUUGGAAAAUGGUGCUAUGGAUGUUGACAAUAAUAAUUUCCAACAAAUGAAGUCUGACCAAGCAGCACUCCAAAGAGAUACCUCGACAUGUGGUGUCCUCCACUCGAUUGGCUCAGAUCUUACACGCAUGAAGAUCCGAUCCGACAUUAAUAAUAAUGCAUCAAUCAGGAGCGAGCAGACUAUCUCAAAGACAGGCAACACACCUACCAGCAAGGCUGAGCCAGCUGCUUCAAGAGAAAGUUUCGCGGUAGGAAAUGAGAACGGCAGAGCAAUUGCCUGUGGUGAUGCAGAUACAGUUAUCUGCAGCAGAUCCUCUCAAGACAAGAGAACCAGAAAAACAAGCACUGUUAAGGAGCCAAUUAUUCAGUUCAUGAAGCGCCAGAGGUCCGAAGCUAUUUGAAAAACUAACGGAGUUCCACAGUAACUGUAAAUCCUCUGAUUUAAGUAACUUUUCUUUUGAGUCUUAGUUUACAGAAGGUUAGCAUGAGAAAAUGACAGAUUUACCUUUAUAUCUCUUAAGACUACUAAUAUUGGUAAUGGUUUUGCCGUCACAUUCCCAUUCUGAUAGGAUAUAAUCACAUAAUAUGCAAUUUUAUGGUAUGUAGAAAAAAAAUAUUGUAAAUAUAUAGCAGCAAUUAUGCUAGCUUUAGUAAUAUUUGCUUUUAUAUAAUACAUAUCUUAUCUUUAGUA